This is a messenger RNA of Rana temporaria (common frog), 1300 nucleotides long. It is a transcript of the gene NELFE, whose product is annotated as negative elongation factor complex member E. Gene Ontology annotation, cellular component: NELF complex. The transcript is spliced from 11 exons. Gene Ontology annotation, molecular function: RNA binding. Lineage: Eukaryota; Metazoa; Chordata; Amphibia; Anura; Ranidae. The record is from RefSeq and is a predicted model, not a curated record. The coding region runs from base 130 to 1161 and encodes 343 amino acids. Gene Ontology annotation, biological process: negative regulation of transcription elongation by RNA polymerase II.
UGACCUCCGUGAUUGGCGGGCGUGAUGUGGCUCCUUUCUGUUGGUUGGUAAAUAGAGACCUCGUUUUUUGCGUGACGUAUAAGGAGCGCGACCGGCAUUCCAAACAGGUAUCCCUCAGCUCUCAGUAUCAUGGUUUUACUGCCACCCAGCUUGACGGAGGAGGAGGAGUCUCUGCAGCGGAAGUAUGCCAAGCUGAAAAAGAAGAAAAAAGCACUGCUUGCCUUGAAGAAACAGACAUCCACUAAUCAGACAGCCCAGGCCGGGAUCAAAAGAUCGAUGUCUGACCAGCCAGCAGUGGAUACGGCCACAGCUACAGAACAGGCUAAGAUGCUGGUGAAGACUGGAGCCAUUAGUGCUAUCAAAUCUGGUACCAAAAACAGUGGAUUCAAGCGUUCCCGGACUCUGGAGGGCAAACUUAAGGACCCUGACAAAGGCCCAGCUCCAACUUUCCAGCCCUUCCAAAGAAGUGUCUCUUCUGAGGAGGACCAGACCGAGGCCUCACGACGUACCCAGAGAAAGUCACUUUAUGAGAGCUUUGUAAGCUCCAGUGAGCGAUUGCGAGACCCUGAAAGAGAGCUGGAGGAUCGAGAGAGUGACAAAGACACUCGACGUGGAGAGAGAGAGUCAUUUGACAGAGAACGAGACCGCGGCAGAGAUCGGGAGCGCGAAAGAGACAGGGAUCGGGAAAGAGACCGCAGUGAUAAAGAUCGCGAGAAAGAGCGGGAUCGCGAAAGAGAAUUCCAUAGAAGGUCAGAUACUUUCUCGGACCGCCGGGGUCCCAGAAAAGGGAACACCGUAUAUGUUCAUGGUGUCGGCAUGAAGAAGCAGAUGCUCACAGACGCCUUCUCCAAAUUUGGGAAAAUUAUCGACCUUGCCAUGGACGAUCAACGAAAGUGUGCCUUUGUUACAUUUGACAAGAUGGAAUCUGCAGAUCAGGCCAUACAAGAGCUUGAUAACACCACGAUCGAAGAUGUCACGAUCAGUGUCAGCAUCGCUCGGAAGCAGCCGAUGUUGGAUGCCGCCAUUGAGAAAUCCGUCUGGGGCCAGUUGGCCGUCCAGAACAGUGCGAAGGGUUCCCACAAAGACAAGAGGGCACAGGUCAGCUAUUCAGAAGAUUACUUCAGUGCAACUCCAGCAGCGCCCAGCAACAAUCCCGCCUGACCAGACGUCAUCACCUGGGCGUAGUGUGGAGAACUUGUCCAUAAAAAUAGGUCCUUGUGUUGUAGCUGGGCUAUACUGACAAGAGAGCUGUGUCUAAAAUAUGUUUGAUGUUGUAUAAUAAACUGUUGUUUGGUGUCAU